This is a messenger RNA of Salvia hispanica, 1648 nucleotides long. The record is from RefSeq and is a predicted model, not a curated record. NCBI's taxonomy places the organism in Eukaryota, Viridiplantae, Streptophyta, Magnoliopsida, Lamiales, Lamiaceae.
UCACUCACAAAUAAUUCGUCAAUUAUUUGUGAGCAAAAUUGAUUUUCUUCAUCAUUUUAGUGUGUAGAAGGCGCUUUGGCAGGCGAACAAGAACAUAAUUGAAAAUAUAGUUUCUCAAUCUUUACAUGUUUCCAAACACAAUAUUCUCAUAUUUAUAAGGAAUCAUAUUCCAGGGAAUCGUGAAUCUCAGAAAUCAUAAUCCAAGAAAUUAUUUUUGGUGAUAACUUUACUUUUCUGCCAAACAAACAUGGCCUUAGUCUGAAAAAAGCCAAUAAAUUUACUUGUUAUCUCCAAAAGUUAUUCAAAUGAUAUGUUCAUUACUUUGCGUACCAAGCAUGAAAAACGGUUUAUGAUGGAUAACGAAUUGGACAUCUCAAUACCUUAGAAAAAAAAUUAAAUUAAACUCAACCACAAAGAAAGGUCCUCUGCAAUUUGCAUAAUAAAAAUGGAAAAAGAUCAGAAGAAGAAGCAUGUUUUUCGACUCAAUACAUUCAUUUUACUACUUUCCCUCCCUUUGCUCGGCUUUGGUCUCGAUUUCUCCGUAUUCGGGCAGAGAAUUUCCUUGAGUAAACACUUUUUCGGCGGCAAAACCGCCGUGAAGAAGACGGUGGAUGAGAAGGAAUUUAUCAAAUUUCAUGUAUCAAGACUAGUUCGAGGGGAGGAUCGUAAGAAACUUGAUGAGACGGGCUUCGCCUGCGACACGGCAAUCCAUUCCAUCCACUGCGUAUCCACUAAACCCGUAAGAAUCGACACACGGAACAUGACCGUGUACAUACCCUCCGGUUGGGACUCGCAGAACGAGACGUCUAUCCAGCCGUACGGGCGACAAGGAGACUUACCGAAACAAAUCUCCCCUGUUCGGAUGAUCCUGUAUGGCAACAACACGGACCCGCCCCCGUGCGAGUUCCACCACCGCCUCCCGGCCGUGGUGUUCUCCUCGGGGAGCACGGGGAACACGUUCCAUGAGAUUAGCGAGAUCAUCAUCCCCUCUACAUCACCACCAAGCAGUUCGGGUCGCGCGUGCUCCUCGUCGUCGAGGACUACAAUCCUUCGUUCAUCGCGAAAUACCGCACCAUCCUCUCCCGUCUCUCGUCACGCGAGCCUAUCGACGCGGCCGCGAAUGCUACCAUCCAUUGUUUCCGUCUACCGUAAUCGGGCUAAACCUGCGGACGCGUACGUGUCGCAGGUACCCAGGCCGAGGCUGGUGUUUCUGUCGCGCACUAGCACAAGGAGGUUCCUCAACGAGGACAAAAUGAUCGACAUGAUCAAGGACGUCGGGUUCCAGGUACUCGUGGUUAGACGGUUGAAACUAGCGUCGAACCUCGAGAAAUUCUCGCGGCUAAUAAACUCGUGCAGCGUGCUGCUCGGCAUCCAUGGUGCCGGGCUCACGAACGAUAUAUUCUUGCCCACGGGCGCCGUGAUGAUCCAAGUGGAGCCUCUGGGCCUCGAGUGGGUUUCCAACACGUACUUUGGCAACACGGCCCGCGCGAUGGGCGUGCACUACCUGCGCUACCGGAUUGACCGAGACAGAGCUCGCUGGCAAAGGUAUACGGCCGCAACAGCUCGGUCGUUACCGAUCCGAGAUCAGUGUUCAUACAGCAUGGUAACAGACAAGCGAGAAAUAUAUUUCUUGAUCAACAGAAUGUAA